Molecule: messenger RNA, 3137 nt
Organism: Contarinia nasturtii (swede midge)
Lineage: Eukaryota; Metazoa; Arthropoda; Insecta; Diptera; Cecidomyiidae
Gene: eIF5
Product: eukaryotic translation initiation factor 5
Exons: 7
Coding region: 1289-2626 (445 amino acids)
Biological process (GO): formation of cytoplasmic translation initiation complex; formation of translation preinitiation complex; translational initiation
Cellular component (GO): cytosol
Molecular function (GO): eukaryotic initiation factor eIF2 binding; GDP-dissociation inhibitor activity; translation initiation factor activity
Source: RefSeq, a predicted model, not a curated record
AUUUGCAGUAGUGUGGUUCGUAUCAAAUGCACAUUGUUCGCAUAAUAUCUAUACAAAAUUCAUUUGCAUUCAUGUUUAAUCGAUUGGUUUUUUGUCAAAAUUCGAUUGAUAUCGAUUCGUUGUGUAAAGUGAAAUUGAAACACCAGUAUACAAAGGAGUACCUCCAUCAUCCAUUCAGCACGACCAGUCUGUUGAUUUAUCGUGCAUGAUUUCCCAUAGGCAAUAUUCAAGUCAUAGGACUUCAAAAUUUUCCAGCAAUAGACACCGGAAAUUGCAGCCAUUCAGAGAAACGUGAGGCAGUGUCAUCGUCGUUCUAUAUGAACGCGAACAGCGAGAAAUUUUCGUUUUAAUUUAGUUCCUUACAAACAAAAAAAAUCAAAAAAAAAAAAAUACACAGAAAAAACGUUAUUUAAUUUACACCAAUAAGUUUUGUUACAACGAUUUUUUCCAACAAAAAAAAUCGAAUGCUUAAUUUUCGUUAAAAUCAAAUACACCUCAAAUACACGUUAGUUACUUCAAACCGCAAACCACGUAAUCCAUUCAGUGCAGGAUUUUCCAUUUGAAAAAAAAAAAAAACACCGCUAAGCCGUCGCUGGAUCAAAAAGUGCAAGCACUAAACGAACCCAGCCCCGUCGCAGAAAAAGCAACAACAUUUUUGUUAUCUUACACCAAGCAAUUCGUAUAAAAUUCGACGCUUAAACGCGUGUUUAAACAUAGUUUUUGCGAACCGUUUUUUAAAAGUGAUAGUCACCACGUUGAGCCGAUUUAUUCAUUACUUUCCCAUGAAUAUACGUAAAACUAUAACCAAUUUCAUAGGACCACAUCAUUGUCGUUAUCGUUUUAUAGUGAAAUAAAACGGGUCAUUUUUCUCCAUCACACAAUACAAAUGAAUUUAUCGAUCGUAGUGCACCGGGGUGUGUUUGCGUGAAAACUACUAAAAUUCGUUGUGUACAUUUGCACAAACAUCGUGUGUAACAACGUCGUGCCGAAGUAAUAUCAAUUGAUGCGCAUCACAAUUUAAGUCCAAUUUCGAGCGAGUGUUGAUGGUGAGAAAUUAGUGAAUGCAAUCGCAUCACAAUUUUUUUCGGUUGUUAAUUGUGUACGAACAGAAGAUUUCAAGAUAUUCGCCGAAGGUUACGGAAGCGAAUCGAAAAAAAUAGUCCUGGAAAAAGAACAGAGAUAGAGAGUGUGUGUGUGUGUGAUAGAGAUCGAGAGAUAGAGUCAAGGUACAAGAGAUUGAAAGAAAUAAAGAUCAUUUUAUCGAGUUAGAAAGAAAAAUCAAAGCAAAAUGGCCACCGUUAACGUAAACCGUGGCGUUACCGAUCUUUUUUACCGUUAUAAAAUGCCGCGCAUUUCCGCCAAAGUCGAAGGCAAAGGUAACGGCAUUAAGACGGUCAUCGUCAAUAUGGUCGAAGUUGCAAAGGCGCUAGGUCGCCCGGCGACUUAUCCAACCAAGUAUUUCGGUUGUGAAUUGGGCGCUCAAACUCAAUUUGAUUACAAGCAUGAACGUUUCAUUGUCAAUGGUUCGCAUGAUGCUGAAAAACUACAAGAUUUACUGGACGGUUUUAUCCGGAAGUAUGUAUUGUGUCCAAAAUGCGAUAAUCCUGAAACUGAUUUGAAGGUGUCAACCAAGAAGGAUACCAUUUCGCAAAGUUGCAAGGCUUGUGGUUUUCAUGGUCCAUUGGAAGUGCACCAUAAGGUCAAUACUUUCAUUAUCAAGAAUCCACCCAAUAUCAAUCCGGCAAUGCAAGGUUCAUCGUUGACCGAAGGAAAGCGUAGCAAGCGAUCAAAGAAAGCCGGUGAAAAUGGCGACAAUUCAACGGUCGAUGGUGAUACAUCGGUCAUGAGCAAUGCCGAUGAAAGUCUUGGUCAAAACGCAAGCGUUGUUGAAGAAGAUGAUGAUACCACAUGGACAACUGAUGUAUCCGAAGAGGCCGUACGUGCACGUAUGCAUGAUUUGACUGACGGUGCCAAACAAAUGACCAUCUCGGAUGAUUUGGAGAAAAGUGAAAAAGAGCGCAUUGAUUUGUUCUACGAAUUUGUGAAGAAACGUCGUGACACAAAUCAAUUGGAUAAUGUGCAAGUGCACAAAGAGAUUCAUGUCGAAGCCGAUCGUUUGGAUAUCACUCACAAAGCAACAUUGGUUUUGGCCGAAUUACUAUUCACUCCAAACAUUAUUCAAGAAGCUCGUAAACAUCGCAAUUUAUUAUUGCGUUUCACGCAUGAAAACCAAAAGGCACAACGUUAUCUCAUGGGGGGUUUGGAGCAAACCAUUUCAUUGAAUUCGGACAAAUUACUGGACAAGGUGGCUGGUAUCUUGAAAUUGUUUUAUGAUGCUGACAUUUUGGAGGAGAAAACCAUUCUGGAAUGGUCGGAAAAAGUCAGUAAAAAAUAUGUAUCGAAAGAAAUGUCUGAGAAAAUCCACGAAAAAGCCAAUCCAUUCGUUCAAUGGUUGCGCGAAGCGGAAGAAGAAGAUGAUUCGGACGAAGAAGACGACUCGGAUCUGGAAAUCGAGUACAAUGAUCGUGCUCAUGUUGAACAAUUGAGUGUUGUGAAACCAUCACCGAUCGCCAAGAAAUCAGCCAACGAUGACGAAGCCGAUGACAUUGAUAUUGACGACAUCUAAAUGCAUAAAAAAACAUACAAACAAAACAAAACUCUGCACCGAAUUUCCGAUUCACAUGGAUUUAUGCUCAACCAUAUAUUACAUUGCACAUUUCUCCCAAUCUAUAUUUGAUAAAAAUGACUUAAUUAGAAUAUCGUUUGCCGUGCAUUUCAACUAAAUACCCUCUUGCAAAACAAAAUCCAUUUUUACUCUUUAUUCAGUUUUUUUCUGCCUCGUUUCUUAUUCGAUUUUAUGUUCUAAGAAUUCUACAGAAUUGAUCACGUAUUUUAGUAAAUUUGAAAUGAAUAUUUGUACUAAAAAUUUGCUAUGGUUCUUCUUGUGCGUGAAAGAAAUCUGUCUAAAUCAUUCAACGAAAACAAAAACAGAACCGAACAUUUUAAAUAAGGAACCAUUUUGUAAUCGCAUAUAUUUUUACUACUGCUAUGCGUAUGCUAUUCUUAAAAUUAUAUAUAUCCUGCAGGAACAUCAAGAAUACCAAGAUUUAAUAAAAUGGCAUUGAAUUUAAUGAAAA